AUGGCUGAGCAGCUGGUUCUUCGCGGCACCCUUGAGGGCCACAAUGGCUGGGUUACUUCCCUUGCCACCUCCCUGGAGAACCCCAACAUGCUGCUGUCCGCAUCCCGCGACAAGACCCUGAUCAUCUGGAACCUUACCCGUGAUGAGCAGGCCUACGGUUACCCCAAGCGCAGCCUCGAGGGUCACUCGCACAUUGUCUCUGACUGUGUGAUCUCCUCCGACGGUGCCUACGCUCUGUCCGCCUCGUGGGAUAAGUCUCUCCGCCUCUGGGAGCUCUCCACCGGUAACACCACCCGCACUUUCGUCGGCCACACCAACGAUGUUCUGUCCGUCUCGUUCUCCGCCGACAACCGUCAGAUCGUCUCCGGUUCCCGUGACCGCUCCAUCAAGCUGUGGAACACCCUCGGUGACUGCAAGUUCACCAUCACCGACAAGGGCCACACCGAGUGGGUUUCCUGCGUCCGCUUCAGCCCCAACCCCCAGAACCCCGUCAUUGUCUCCGCUGGUUGGGACAAGCUCGUCAAGGUUUGGGAGCUCGCUUCCUGCCGUCUCCAGACCGAUCACAUCGGUCACACCGGCUACAUCAACACCGUCACCAUCUCCCCCGACGGAUCCCUCUGCGCUUCCGGUGGCAAGGACGGUACCACCAUGCUCUGGGAUCUCAACGAGUCCAAGCACCUCUACUCCCUCUCCGCCGGCGAUGAGAUCCACGCUCUCGUCUUCUCCCCCAACCGCUACUGGCUCUGCGCUGCCACCAGCAGCUCCAUCACCAUCUUCGACCUCGAGAAGAAGAGCAAGGUUGAUGAGCUCAAGCCUGAGUUCGUUGAGAAGGGCAAGAAGAGCCGUGACCCCGAGUGCAUCAGCUUGGCCUGGUCCGCUGAUGGCCAGACCCUGUUCGCCGGUUACACCGACAACAAGAUCCGUGCCUGGGGUGUUAUGUCGCGCGCAUAG
Molecule: messenger RNA, 951 nt
Organism: Penicillium paradoxum
Lineage: Eukaryota; Fungi; Ascomycota; Eurotiomycetes; Eurotiales; Aspergillaceae
Gene: cpcB
Product: 40S ribosomal protein RACK1
Exons: 4
Coding region: 1-951 (316 amino acids)
Biological process (GO): positive regulation of protein phosphorylation; rescue of stalled cytosolic ribosome
Cellular component (GO): cytosol; nucleus
Molecular function (GO): protein kinase C binding; translation regulator activity; ribosome binding
Source: RefSeq, a predicted model, not a curated record